AUGAAGCUGAUGCAGCCGUAUGAUCACAAGUUCCAAGUCCUCACCAGGAACAACAUGAGCAAGAGCCUCGGAAACCUGGACCAGUGUGCGAAGAGUCCUGAGACGAUGCUGAAUGAUUCCUACAGCAAACUCUACAAUGCCAAAAUUAAGAAGUUCAUGAAAGAAGACUUGCUUGGUGCCAAGGAGGGCUUUGUAAAUGAGGAGGUUCCCGCCAAGCCAACUGUACCUGGCUCAUCUAAGGUCCACCUGAAGCACGACAUGGGGUUGCCUCGCCUCGGAGUGGACUUUGGACUUAUGAAAAGCAAGAUUCUGACCACAGACGUUGAUUCCGAUUCAUCUGAUGAAGCUGGAGAAUCAACAUAUGACAGCAAUCUUAACCUUCCACCGUUGGGUCUCGGCUUGAAUGGGAGCACUCUAAGUGGAGCUCAGGUACAAAGAAUGAAAGUUGAUGCUAGAAGACCGCAGUUUAACUCCCCAGACUUCCAUCUGUCUGGAACAUUACCAGAGGGUCCAAACACUACAGCAGGUGUACAACUUCCAAACAUCGAUAGUCCAUCAUUUGACUUGACAAUGCCAAACCUUAAAAGACCUCAAAUUGGACUGGAAAGCAACAGAAACUUUAGAGCUCAGGAAAUGGGUAUGGACUUAAAAGGUUUAGAUGUUAGUUCCCCUGACAUGGGGAUAAACCGUAGUGGGGGAAAUAUCACUGGUCCAUCCUUUGACAUUGGUGUUCCCAAAGUGGGCAUUGAAGGAACAAACAAAGAGUUAAAAAUGCCAAAGUUCAAACGCCCAGACCUAGACUUCUCUGGACCUUCUUUUAGUGGUCCAAUAGGUGAGGUCACGAAACCAGAUGUAGGAACCUCAGGUAAACUCGGUCUCAAGUAUUCCAAGAGACUGAAAAAUCCAAAUCUGAAUGUGGACAAUCCUGCCGGUUACGUAGAGUCACCCAAGCUGAGGCUGUCUGGAAGAUCUCCUGACUUAGACCUAGAAAUGCCAGGUAUUGAUGUGUCACAACUUGAUAUACAUGGACCAGACAUUGCCAUGCCUUCAGACAUUCAAGAUCAAGGUUUUAAUGGAGAUUUAGAGGGACCAGAUAUGCGGUUGGCAGCGCCAGAUCUUAAAGGCGGAAUUGCAGACCCAAAGUUUGACAUAAACGUACCAUCAACUGACUUGGAUAUUGCAAGCCCAUCUGGGAAACUCAAAAUGCCAGGAUUUGGGCUAUCUGGGCCUAAAAUUAAAGGCCCUGAAUAUGAGUUAAAAACUCCAGGAGGUGAUCACAAAGGCCCAAAGCUAGACCUUAAUACGCCUGAUGUGGAUUUUAAUAUGCCUUCUGGUAAAUUAGACAUUGAUACAGGUGCUCCCUCUGGCAAAUUUAAACUGCCAAAAUUUAAGCUCUUUGGCACGUUACCAAAGAAUAAAGAUGUGGAUAUUGAUGCUGGAAUGAAAACACCCGAACUACGGCUGAAAUCCCCAAAGAUAAAAGGCAUAGAUUUACCGGAUGUGAAUGCUCCAAACUUAGACCUCCACUCUCCAGAUGUAAACAUUGGUACGCCCAAAGGAAGAUUUGCAAUGCCACAACUGACAAAACCCAGCUUAGACUUGUCAGGUCCAAAAGGAGGAAUUGAUGCAUCUCUAAACAGGCCAGAGUUUGACAUUGAUGCACCUUCACUUGAUCUGAACGGUCCAAGAUCAGAGCUGAAUAUGCCUGAUAUUGGAAGUCCAUCAGGAAAAAUUAAGAUGCCGAAUUUUACAAUGCCAGAUUUCGGACUGUCAGGACCAAAGCUGAAAGGACUUGAUGGUGAGUUAAGGACUCCUGACUUUGAUCUCUCAGCCCCCAAAUUUAAAAGCUCCCCAGAUUUGAAUUUGCCUGAGAUGGACCUCAAUGAGCCCAAACUGGAUAUUUCUGCCCCAGAUGUCAACAUUGGUUCACCCAAAGCAAAAUUAAAUAUGCCCAAAUUAAAGAUGCCUAAAUUUGGUCUUCCGAGUCUGAAAGGACCUGAGAUUGACGGAAAUUUGGAUGGUCCAGACAUCGAUAUUAAUGCACCCAAUAUCAAUCUGAAAGGUCCUAAAGUUGAAAGGCCAGAUUUUGAUAUUUCUGGUCCACCAGGAAAAUUCAAAAAUCCACACUUUAACCUGCCUGAUUUUGGGCUUUCUGGUCCAAAGUUAGAUGGCCCUAACCUAGGCCUCAAAACACCUGAUCUAGAUGUAUCUGGUCCUAACCUCGGUGGGGGCUUUAAUGCCCCAGACAUUAACAUGCCCGAAGUUGACCUCAGAAGCCCAAAGCUGGACCUCAAUACCCCAAAUCUGAACUUAGACAUGCCAUCAGGUAAACUGAAGAUGCCAGAGAUGCAUGCUCCAGACUGGGAUGUUAAUGCCCCCUCAGGCAAAUUGAAAAUGCCUAAAUUCAAUCUUUCAGGUAAAUUACCAAAGGGACCAAAUAUGGACAUAGGCACAGAUCUGAAAGCUCCAAAUAUAAAGGGUGGAUUUGAUGCCCCUGACUUGGACUUACCAAACAUGAACCUUAAAUCUCCAAAGUUAGAUUUAAACACUCCGGAUGUCAACAUUGGUUCACCCAAAGCAAAAUUUAAAAUGCCCAAAUUUAAAAUGCCCAAAUUUGGUCGCCCACACGUAAAAGGACCUGAAAUUGAUGGAAACUUGGAUGGCCUAGAUGUUGAUGUAAAUGUACCCAAUGUCAACCUUAAAGGUCCUAAAGCUGAUUUGGGAAUGCCAGAUUUUGAUAUGUCUGGUCCAUCAGGGAUAUUCAAAAAGCCACACUUUAACGUACCUGAUUUUGGGCUUUCUGGUCCAAAGUUAGAUGGCCCUAACCUAGGCCUCAAAACACCUGAUCUAGAUGUAUCUGGUCCUAACCUCAGUGGGGGCUUUAAUGCCCCAGACAUAAACAUGCCAAAGAUUGAUCUUAAAAGCCCCAAACUGGACCUUAAUACCCCAAAGCUGAACUUAGACAUGCCAUCAGGUAAACUGAAGAUGCCAGAGAUGCAUGCUCCAGACUGGGAUGUUAAUGCUCCCUCAGGAAAAUUGAAAAUGCCUAAAUUCAAUCUUUCAGGUACAUUACCAAAGGGACCAAAUAUGGACAUAGGCACAGAUCUGAAAGCUCCAAAUAUAAAAGGUGGAUUUGAUGCCCCUGACUUGGACUUACCAAACAUGAAGCUUAAAUCUCCAAAGUUAGAUUUAAACACUCCGGAUGUCAACAUUGGUUCACCCAAAGCAAAAUUUAAAAUGCCCAAAUUUAAAAUGCCCAAAUUUGGUCGCCCACACCUAAAAGGACCUGAAAUAGACGGAAAAUUGGAUGGCCCAGAUGUUAAUGUAAAUGUACCCAAUGUGAACCUUAAAGGUCCUAAAGCUGAUGUGGGAAUGCCAGAUUUUGAUAUUUCUGGUCCAUCAGGAAAAUUCAAAAAGCCACACUUUAACCUGCCUGAUUUUGGGCUUUCUGGUCCAAAGUUAGAUGGCCCUAACCUAGGCCUCAAAACACCUGAUCUAGAUGUAUCUGGUCCUAACCUCAGUGGGGGCUUUAAUGCCCCAGACAUAAACAUGCCAUCAGGUGAACUGAAGAUGCCAGAGCUUCAUGCUCCAGACUGGGAUGUUAACGCUCCCUCAGGCAAAUUGAAAAUGCCCAAAUUGAAAAUGCCUAAAUUUGGCCUUCCAAACCUGAAAGGACCUGAAAUUGACGGAAAUUUGGAUGGCCCAGAUAUUGAUGUAAAUGUACCCAAUGUGAACCUUAAAGGUCCUAAAGCUGAUGUGGGAAUGCCAGAUUUUGAUAUGUCUGGUCCAUCAGGGAUAUUCAAAAAGCCACACUUUAACCUGCCUGAUUUUGGGCUUUCUGGUCCAAAGUUAGAUGGCCCUAACCUAGGCCUCAAAACACCUGAUCUAGAUGUAUCUGGUCCUAACCUCAGUGGGAGCUUUAAUGCCCCAGACAUAAACAUGCCAUCAGGUAAACUAAAGAUGCCAGAGCUUCAUGCUCCAGACUGGGAUGUCAACGCUCCCUCAGGCAAAUUGAAAAUGCCCAAAUUGAAAAUGCCUAAAUUUGGUCUUCCAAACCUGAAAGGACCUGAAAUUGACGGAAACUUGGAUGGCCCAGAUAUUGAUGUAAAUGUACCCAAUGUCAACCUCAAAGGUCCUAAAGCUGAUGUGGGAAUGCCAGAUUUUGAUAUGUCUGGUCCAUCAGGGAUAUUCAAAAAGCCACACUUUAACCUGCCUGAUUUGGGGCUUUCUGAUGUAUCUGGUCCUAACCUCAGUGGGGGCUUCAAUGCCCCAGACAUAAACAUGCCAUCAGGUAAACUGAAGAUGCCAGAGCUUCAUGCUCCAGACUGGGAUGUUAACGCUCCCUCAGGCAAAUUGAAAAUGCCCAAACUGAAAAUGCCUAAAUUUGGUCUUCCAAACCUGAAAGGACCUGAAAUUGACGGAAACUUGGAUGGCCCAGAUGUUGAUGUAAAUGUACCCAAUGUCAACCUCAAAGGUCCUAAAGCUGAUGUGGGAAUGCCAGAUUUUGAUAUGUCUGGUCCAUCAGGGAUAUUCAAAAAGCCACACUUUAACCUGCCUGAUUUUGGGCUUUCUGGUCCAAAGUUAGAUGGCCCUAACCUAGGCCUCAAAACACCUGAUCUAGAUGUAUCUGGUCCUAACCUCAGUGGGAGCUUUAAUGCCCCAGACAUAAACAUGCCAUCAGGUAAACUGAAGAUGCCAGAGCUUCAUGCUCCAGACUGGGAUGUUAACGCUCCCUCAGGCAAAUUGAAAAUGCCCAAAUUGAAAAUGCCUAAAUUUGGUCUUCCAAACCUGAAAGGACCUGAAAUUGACGGAAACUUGGAUGGCCCAGAUAUUGAUGUAAAUGUACCCAAUGUCAACCUCAAAGGUCCUAAAGCUGAUGUGGAAAUGCCAGAUUUUGAUAUGUCUGGUCCAUCAGGGAUAUUCAAAAAGCCACACUUUAACCUGCCUGAUUUGGGGCUUUCUGGUCCAAAGUUAGAUGGCCCUAAUCUAGGCCUCAAAACACCUGAUCUAGAUGUAUCUGGUCCUAACCUCAGUGGGGGCUUCAAUGCCCCAGACAUAAACAUGCCAUCAGGUAAACUGAAGAUGCCAGAGCUUCACGCUCCAGACUGGGAUGUCAAUGCUCCUUCAGGCAAAUUGAAAAUGCCUAAAUUCAAUUUUUCAGGUACAUUACCAAAGGGACCAAAUAUGGACAUUGACGCAGAUCUGAAAGCUCCAAAUAUAAAGGGUGGAUUUGAUGCCCCUGACUUGGACUUACCAAACAUGAACCUUAAAUCUCCAAAAUUAAAUUUAAACACUCCGGAUGUCAACAUUGGUUCACCCAAAGCAAAAUUUAAAAUGCCCAAAUUUAAAAUGCCUAAAUUUGGUCUUCCAAAUCUAAAAGGACCUGAAAUUGACGGAAACUGGGAUGGCCCAGAUGUUGAUGUAAAUGUACCCAAUGUCAACCUGAAAGGUCCUAAAGCUGAUUUGGGAGUGCCAGAUUUUGAUAUGUCUGGUCCAUCAGGGAUAUUCAAAAAGCCACACUUUAACCUGCCUGAUUUUGGGCUUUCUGGUCCAAAGUUAGAUGGCCCUAACCUAGAUCUCAAAACACCUGAUCUGGAUGUAUCUGGUCCUAACCUCAGUGGGGGCUUUAAUGCCCCAGACAUAAACAUGCCAUCAGGUAAACUGAAGAUGCCAGAGCUUCAUGCUCCAGACUGGGAUGUUAAUGCUCCCUCAGGCAAAUUGAAAAUGCCUAAAUUCAAUCUUUCAGGUACAUUACCAAAGGGACCAAAUAUGGACCUUAAAGCUCCCAAGUUAGACAUGAACACUCCAUCUGUCAACAUUGGUUCACCCAAAGCAAAGCUGAAAAUGCCAAAAUUGAAAAUGCCUAAAGUUAAUCUACCAAGCCUAAAAGGACCUGCGAUAGACGGAAACGUUGAUGGCCCAGACAUCGACAUCAAUGCACCCAACAUCAAUCUUAGAGGCCCCAAAACUGACUUUGAAAUGCCAGAUGUUAAUUUUGGCAGCGCAUCUGGAAAUUUUAAAAAGUCACAUUUGAAAAUGCCUGAUGUGGGGUUUUCUGAUAUAAAGUUGGAUAACCCAAACUUUGACUUCAAGUCACCAGAUCUUAAUGCCAAAUUACCAAAAGGACCAAAUUUGAACAUAAAUUCAGACCUAAAAAUUCCAGAUUUUAAUCUCAAAACUCCAAAAUUGAAAGGUGGAAUCAAUGUCCCCAAAUUGGGAUUACCAAACAUGGACCUAAAAGCUCCCAAAUUUGAUAUGAACACUCCAGAUGUUAACAUUGGUUUCCCUGAUGCAAAGUUCAAAAAGCCCCAAAUCAAAAUGCCAAAGGGCCCAAAUGUUGACAUACAUGGAGGCCUUCAAGGGCCUGACCUGAAUUUCCCAAAUGUAGAUGUCAAUGGUCCAAAUGGAAAAUUUAAAAUGCCAAAUUUAAAUACACCAGACUUCAGUCUCUCUGGACCUAACGCAACAAUACCAGACAUGAAUCUUUCAGGACCUAAACUGAAAGGCCCUGGUAUUAGUAUGCCAGACUUACAUUUGCCUGAUACCAAUUUCAAAGGUCCCAAGCUAGACCUCAAUGCAAAACGUCCUGACAUGAACUUUACUGCACCUAAUGUCAAAGGAGGAAUAAGAGGCCCAGACAUUGACAUGAAUGCUCUCUCAGGAAACAUCCAGGGUCCUCAGACUGACUUUGAUUUUGCAGACAGAAAAUUCAAACUGCCUUCUUUCAAGUUGCCUCAGUUUGGAGGUCCAGAUCUUAACAGGGAAGGAUCUGAUAUUGAUUUUGGUACAUCUCUGAGACCAACAAAUAUGAAUUUUUCCCCUCCAAAUGCAAAACUGAAUAUGAAACCAAUACAGUUAAAGGGGGAUUUCACAGGUCCAAAUGUUAGUGUUCCAAACAUGCCAAAAGUGGCAAUGCGUAAUCCACAGCUGCAUCUCAAAACUCCAGGUCUGAACAUGAAUGAUCCUUCGCUAAAUUUCAGAGGACCUUCUUAUGGGAAUCGCAGAUCAGAUAUCCCUGGGGUAAACAUGAGAAUUCCUGCCCUGGACAUAGAUGGGAAUGCUAGACUCCAUCACACUGAUAGACAGCAACCUAGGGCCAAUGUAAGGUCGAGCUACCCUUUGGUGGACUCUGAUUUUGGCCCCAACAUUGAUUACCACCGUCCAGAUCUCAACAUUGAUGAUUUUACAGGAAAAGAUCAUGUGCUUAGAGCCAGAGGUUCAAAACUUAACUUCCAGGCACCACAAAACUAUGGACAGGUGAUCUCCCCGUCAGGUGGUAAUAUUGACACGAGGGACCCAAGACAAACCAGAAGAAUUCCUUCUGGUGACAUUGAUAUGUAUUCAAGGCACCAAAGAUCAAUGCAGCAGGUGUCUAAUACAAGUUUGCCACAUUUCUCUCAAAAUCCAAGAUCAAUGCAGCAGGUGCCUAAUGCAAGUUUGCCACAUUUCUCUCAAAAUCCAAGAUCAAUGCAGCAGGUGCCUAAUGCACGUUUGCCACAUUUCUCUCAAGAUCCCAGAUCAAUGCAGCAGGUGCCUAAUGCACGGUUGCCACAUUUCUCUCAAGAUCCAAGAAUAAGAGUACCUGACAGUUCAGACAGAUACUACGUCACUGCUUUCCCCAACCAAGCACAAAAUCAAAGAAUGCCAAACCGCAAAUAUAACACACUAGGGGGGCCUGACUUUCGUCCACGAAACCUAGACCUUGAAGUUCCUGGACCAAAUGACCUAAAAGGGGGGUCAACUUUCUUUUUCUCCAACCUCAUGUAGGUUUCAAACUACGGAUGUUUCCAUAAGUGGCACCAAAUGUUCCUUUUAGUGUGAUUUUUAUAUUGGGUUUAUUUAUUGUGACUUAAGAUGUAUGUUAAUUGUUUGAUUUCUGCAUUUGUGAAAUGUGUCAUUUAAAAAAAAAAAAGUGUUUGUUUGUAUAUAAAGUAAAUAUAGUUGCUUUGUAAUAAUGCAGCCUGCCUCACAAUGCAACAUUCUUGCACUUAUAUUCCCACAUAUUUGUAUUUUGUACUAUGUUUGUACUAAACAUAUACUGCUUGUACUUGAAAAAGAAGGUAUUCUUUCUAUGUAGAUUAAGUUAAGUUAAGGCACCCAAAAUCAAAAAAGUCCCCAGAUUCUGUCUCCCGUUUACUGCUGAUGUUGAAGGAGGACAUUUGUGGAUUUCUAGGUACAAUUAUAAGAUCAAAUUAUGUAAGUUGUUUUAUUAUAUAUUGUCAACUGAAUAUUGAAAUAUCCAAAGUUGUUCAUAUGUUUAUAUUAUACUGUAAAUCUAUACUUUUAAAAUACCCACUUUAUUUUAUGUUCAUUGGGGAUGUAUAUAGUAUAAUUUUUAGAAAAUGUUUUGCUCCAACAGAGUUUUUGCUUCAAGAUUUUUUAGCAAUAAUAAAUAAAUGAUAAUUCAAUGAUUUAUCAUUUUGUUAUUACAAUGUA
Cottoperca gobio is the source of this 8436-nucleotide messenger RNA. Its product is annotated as neuroblast differentiation-associated protein AHNAK. Gene Ontology annotation, biological process: regulation of RNA splicing. Gene Ontology annotation, cellular component: costamere; cytoplasm; nucleus. The record is from RefSeq and is a predicted model, not a curated record. The transcript is spliced from 4 exons. Bases 1 to 7767 code for a protein of 2588 amino acids. Lineage: Eukaryota; Metazoa; Chordata; Actinopteri; Perciformes; Bovichtidae.